Molecule: messenger RNA, 1423 nt
Organism: Plodia interpunctella (Indianmeal moth)
Lineage: Eukaryota; Metazoa; Arthropoda; Insecta; Lepidoptera; Pyralidae
Product: lipase member H-like
Exons: 8
Coding region: 91-1107 (338 amino acids)
Biological process (GO): lipid catabolic process
Molecular function (GO): lipase activity
Source: RefSeq, a predicted model, not a curated record
AUACUGAUAACUAUUGCUUAUCAAUGAUUACAAUACAAUAUUCAACACAUUUUAAUUAAGUUCUUAAAUCAGUUUUAUUACACCUGUAAUAUGACGCUGUUCGUUAUUUCAGCCCUGUGCUUCACGGCUGUGAUUGCACAAGAUGUGAUCAUCAGUAAGCUGGGGAACGACCUUCGUUAUCAGUAUGUCCAGGGGGGUGACGCCGUCACCCUGGAGGACACGUGGCUGACGCAACCGAUGCUCCGAGAUGGUGAUAUCGAUAGUGGAUCAAUCGGUUAUUGGCCACCUAGGGACAAUGAGUUCCAUCUGUUUACUAGGGCAAACCCAACAGUGAGCCAGCCGCUUGUCUACAACAAUGAGAACGUGUUCGCAGCCUCCAAUUUCAGCCCUAACAGACGCACAAUACUACUGCUCCACGGUUAUAGAGGAUCAGCGACAUCGAACUCUAAUCUAGUUCUGAUACCUGCGUACCUCAGCGCAGACGAUGUGAAUGUGGUGGUAGUGGACUGGAGCCGGGGCGCCAACAUCGGCACCGCCCUCGCCGGGAUCUAUGCUUCUUGGUCUAGUCUGUUCACUGCAUUCUUCACUCUGUGGCUGAGCAAUGUAUCCGGCCAGCCGCUGAACCAGUUCACACUGGUCGGGUUUGGACUUUCCGGACUUAAGGUCGGACAAAUUGGCAGAUUGCUGGAGAGGAAUGUUGGACAUGUUGUUGCUUUGGACCCCACUUUCGGCCCCCGCAUACACGAACUCAUCCCCCAAGUUCGCCCCGACGAUGGCAUCCACACAGAAGUUGUCCACACUAACGUUGGAAAUUUGGGGUUCAUCAGGCCCAUGGGCAACGUGGACUUCUACCCUAAUGGAGGCAUCAACAUGGCUGGUUGUGGACGAGACGACGAUUGCGAUCAUAACAGGGCCUAUUUCUACUGGGCGGAGUCCCUGACGAGCGGAGGCUUCACAGGAGUUCAGUGCGAGGACUUCGAGGAAGCCCUAAAUCAGGAGUGCCGAGGACCAGCCACUGCGCAAAUGGGUGGAGUCGUCCCAAGAACUGGUACCAGGGGCGUAUUCUCUUUCGAAACCAACCCGGCGCCGCCUUUCUCUCGUGGCUAAACUUUUUUUGACGUGACAACGUCUUAAAUUAGGUUGCGGCUGGGAGUCACUUAUGAAAAAGUGUAACGCCCGGUAACGUUACGAUGAGUCACCGAACGAGAGAGAGGCCCGCCGAAUGCCUUGCGUCUCUCUCCCACUCAACUAUGAUCGGUCUGCCGCGCGCGUAAAAAGACGUUGUCACGUAAAAUCUUCGCCCGUAAAACCGACUUUACAGGCAACCAUUUUUUUUUUAUCAAAUUGUAUUGAUAAACGUUUUGAAUCAAAUUUAAGUGUUUUUUUAAUGUACAUUUUAACUGAUUAAAUUUUUAAAAGUUUU